AUGCAGGAAAAGAAGCAAAACAUUAAGAAAGUAUUUGAUAUUGUUGGCGAAUAUAACAUUGUCUUUUUGUUGACAUACACACUGGGGUAUUAUUCAAAGUCUUCAAAGAAGAAUAAAUCGUGGAAAUUAAGAAAUUACGUUAUUUGUUGGAAGGAAGCAUGUGUUCACAAGCUUAUUGUUAAAGACACACAUGCUUGGCCAUUAUUGGGAACUCGAAAACUGGAUUUUGUCUUCAUUCAAAGAGAUUCAACUUUAGAUCCAUUAAAUGUUGUUGUCGUUGGUGAGAUAAAGAUGCGAAUUGGUGAAGGAUUUAGCAACACACAAGCAAUAUCAUUCGGUGAAAAAGUAACUACGGCGAGAAUUUAUGUAUAUAGUGUUGAUGGAUUGUAUUAA
Rhizophagus irregularis DAOM 181602=DAOM 197198 is the source of this 393-nucleotide messenger RNA. The record is from RefSeq and is a predicted model, not a curated record. NCBI's taxonomy places the organism in Eukaryota, Fungi, Glomeromycota, Glomeromycetes, Glomerales, Glomeraceae.